GUGCAUCCGCGCACAUGUUGACGCUCGUAAAGUGCCGAGAGAAAGACCGAGCGGAGACAAACCGAUGAACUGCCGGGCGGAGGCUGGGCGCCCCGAUGCUGCUCCAGCGACCGACUGUGCUCUGACGGAUCUGCCUUUUUUAAGGUCCGGGUGGCGCCGCUUGCGCUCGUUUCUGGCAUCUGCUGGUUUAUUCUCACAUUACUGAGGCAAUGCAGUCCCAGGGCAGCACUUCCUCUCAGCCCUCCUUCGAUUCCCUGAGCUCCAGCGACAGCCUCCUGCUCAGCGACUCGGAUCAGGUGGAGGAUGACACCGAUGUCUUCCUGACUGACGGUUCAUCCUCGCGCGUGGCUGCGGCCAAUGGGGACAGGGGAUCAGAGAGCCCCGGGUCCCAGUGGACGUGCGACGGCUUCACCGAUAAGGAGGAAGAGGAGGGGUCAUACAGGUCGGAGGGCGCCGGCAGAGCGGCCGAUGUCGGCCUGAGUCAGGUGGCUCCUUCGAGCCAGACCCCGAAAUCACACGGAGAUCUGCUGUUCGCUCAAAAGUGUGCUGAGCUCCAGGGUUUCGUCAGGCCCCUGCUGGAGCUGCUAAAUGGACUGAAGAGGGGUCGGUUCGACCGGGGUCUGAGUAGCUUCCAGCAGAGCGUUGCCAUGGAUCGAAUCCAGAGGAUCGUGGGGGUUUUACAGAAACCCAACAGCGGGGAGAAGUACCUGAACACUCUGAUCAAGGUGGAGAUGAUGCUAAAGCUUUGGUUUCCUCAGAUCCCCACCCUGCCCGUCUCCGCAGCCCCCAGCAUCGCCACGUCGCCGGCCCGCUCCCUCCAAGAAACUUCCAGCUCCACCCCGCCACACAAGCACAGGGAUCAGCUACAUAUUCCCGUCAAGAAGCGCAGACUAAGCUGGACAGGUACGGACACACCCACGCCUUCCCCGGUGCUUCUCAGGUGCCCUCAUAUCAGAGGAGAAGAGAAGAGGGUGAAACAAGAUCAAGAUGAAAGGGAUGAACCUCCUCCUCCUCCUCCAACACUGGGAUCUGAUGCAAAUCAAAAUUCACCAGAUGUGGCCCUCGACAGCCAACUACCUGAGGACACAAAGGGAAAGGACAGUGACGGUGAGGAACUCGGCAAGCUGUCAAACUACAAAGCAGGUCAAAGCUCUGAGCCGAGCCUGACGUGGGUUCACGUUGCCCCCAUCCUGUCCCCGCGGAAGGCCUGCCCCUUGCACGAGGGCACAGCAGCGGCAGGUAACCAUGAAAACCAGCCUGUCGGUGCCGUCCUCCCACCCGGCAGGAGGGGCAACCCUGCUACCCAGGACUGCGUGGUCUCCUCCACCACAAAUGCCAAGCACCCCAAAAAUCUGAUGAAGGAAGCCCGCUGCCAAAUCCAGCCGCAGAGUGAGGGCGAGAGCGAGACCAUCGCCGCCUGUCAGGGUCAAAGCCAAUCUGCUCACGUCACACACAAGCCUUUGCCCAGGGUGUGCCCCAGCCCAUUAGAGACCUGAUGCAUUGAACACGAGCUGGCAGCCUGGUUCUGUUACACCAUCGAGCUAAACGCUGCUGCGAGAGGAAGAAUGGAAGAGGCUGAAGUCCUGUCAUUAUAGAUACAUUAGAGAAAGGAAGGGGAGGAAAGAAUUCUAGGUGCUUGGAUGUUGGAGACGAAUGAUGGAUGAAAUGCAGCCCCUCAUCAAAACAACAACUAGAACGGGACGUAAUGUAUUUCAAUAAAUCCAGUUGAUAAUCGCAAUCCCGUAAUCAUAAACACGUGCACUAUGGUGGUUGAGAUUGAGGGGCAUAGAAAAGAUAACCUAUUCCUUAAUGGCUAUUUACAGGUUAUUGAGUCAUGGCCAAUAGGAGUGAUUUUUGAAGAAUUUCGAUGAGCAGAAUGCGAGUUCCUCUUCAGAAUGAAAACGAUAAAUAAUAAUUUUAUAUUCAGAAAUGACUGUCUGAGCAGACAUCCAACGUGAGGAGCACGCUCGGUGACAGUGUUCAGGACGACAGCUUGUUCAGUUUGAUGAGGUAACUUUAGUUAGGAUUCAAUUGAGAGUGGGUGACACAAGGUGAGCUGAGUCUUACGGCAGGAGACACAAGGACUUUACAUUCACUUUGUAGAUAGAAUUGAGGCGUCUUGUGUUGCAGAAGAGAAAUGACAUCGCUAGUGAUGUGAAAUACAGUGUACAGAACGCAGCAUUAAACUGUACGUGCGGCGCAUUGGGAGUAAUUGGAGACAGUGUGUGUGUGUGGGGGGGGAUGAUGUCAUCAACUCACGAAUGUAAUCCAAGAACAGUUUGGGCGUUUGGCUGGCAUAUUCGGCAGCGAGGCAUUCAGAGGAGCGACAUCACAGUGAGCAGAGGUCACGCAACUUUUCUUGUCGCGCUGUGCCCGACUGCAAACUGAGCGAUAAUCAGGGUCGUUCAAAUCCACGCAAAAGACUUUUUCGGAAAAAUGAGGACCACUCAAGGACAUAUGACUCUGAAGUCCCACAGUUAAUUUAUUCAUGUGUUGAUCUGAUACUGUUUUUUAUUUAUUGUUUGUAUUUAUUUAUUGGGCAGCUGAAUAUCGCCUCCUGUGCACUUGCGCAGCUUGGUAUACGAUUUUUUUGAGGUGAUCGGGAAGAUCCUGUUUGUUUGUUUGUUUGUGGUUUUUAUUGCUAUCAUGACGUGAAAAGGAAAACAAACCCUGAAGAAAGUGAAAUCUCUCGACUGGACUAUUGGGACUACUGUGCCUUUUUACCAAAUAGGAUGUGUUCAGUAAAAAAAAAAAAAGCAUCUGGUGCUUUUUGUGAACUCAUGCUGUGUUUUGACUGUUUGCAUUUCACAAAACCAGUACAUAUUCAAUCAUGAACGCCUACUGUACAUGUAGUCAUGUUCAUCUGGCUUCGCCAGUUACACACACUGGCAUCAAAACCAACAGUAUCAUCAACUAUUUACAGCUUAAUAACCGGUGUCCAGCUCCAAUACAAUAACAACUACAGUCAAUCCAAACUGCCGACAUCCUCGGCUUCGAAACACACUCGCAGCAGCAGCUACUGCGGGUCAGGUGGUAAUGAGCCUUCCUUUGUUGGGAUUUUCUUUUGGUUCGGAUCAACAGAGGAACUGACUGACCUGCACUUAUAGCUGGUGCUCUUGAAAAACUGUUCUACUCUACUGCUGCUAUUGUUAUUCUAAUUCCCUACUUCUAAUUUCGAAAUUUCACGGGAGGCCUCUCUCCGUAUUUGGAAAUCUGCUCAUAAUAAACUUGUAAAUGUAUGAGGGGGGAUUGACCUAUAAUGGAAAAUAUGAAUAAAUAUUUAGACUAAUGUAUUUUUAAAUAAAAAGUAUGACUUAUAUUCUAUUAAAAAAACUAGAGAGAGGUGGGUACCCCAUGUACCAGGCCUCCUCCAAAAAAGUCAACACAGAGCUCCUGGCAGCCUCCAUGUUUGCCGUUUGUACGUGGAGUUCAGGAGAGAACAAACCCUCGGUCACAGACACCGAGUCGGACCGUCCCGCCCCGUUCUGUCUCCAGAAGUGAGACGGCGCGAUGCAUCAGACACCGACUCUCGAUUAAAGGCUGCGGGUGUCUUCCACCCAACUCCUGCAUUUUUUUUAUACGGUCAUGGUGUGACAGACAAACCAAUUGCACUUAUUUUAUCAUUGUUUGUUUCCUUUAUUUUUUUUCAUGUAAUGUUUUCAACUGCUGCGGGCCACUGCUGACUGGUCAGAGAUAAUGUCUUGUUUAUUUUAGCUGCCUUCUUCUUCUUCUUCUUCUUCUUACAAACGCUGACUGUAGUUUCCCCCCUCGCCUCCCCACCCCCACCCUGCUGCAAUCGUCUGCUCUUGCCCUCUCUCCUUCAUCCCCCCUCAAUCUUUUCUUUCUGGAUCUAAACUGUCUUCCUCUCACCCCAUCUUUACUCGAUAUUAUUCUUCUGGCUACUUUUUCAACAAUGAUACAAAAGGACAAAAAAAAAAUCUUUUAAUAAAUUUCACAUUUUUUGAACGCC
Scophthalmus maximus (turbot) is the source of this 3970-nucleotide messenger RNA. Its product is annotated as circadian-associated transcriptional repressor-like. Gene Ontology annotation, cellular component: nucleus. Gene Ontology annotation, molecular function: RNA polymerase II cis-regulatory region sequence-specific DNA binding. Gene Ontology annotation, biological process: negative regulation of DNA-templated transcription; circadian regulation of gene expression. The record is from RefSeq and is a predicted model, not a curated record. Lineage: Eukaryota; Metazoa; Chordata; Actinopteri; Pleuronectiformes; Scophthalmidae.